Molecule: messenger RNA, 3894 nt
Organism: Aspergillus calidoustus
Lineage: Eukaryota; Fungi; Ascomycota; Eurotiomycetes; Eurotiales; Aspergillaceae
Source: the annotation of a GenBank genome assembly
AUGCGCAAGCCACUCAAGAGCGUGGUAGCCGUCGUGGUUGGCGCGCUGCUCAGCACGCCGGGUGCAGCUCAACGCAGGAAGAUCGAUUCCUGCCCUGGUCCCUGCAGCUCGAGCACUAGGCCCCUCGACUGGAGCGCGUACCACAACAUAGGCCAUCUCUCUGCUUGCACUGAGCCCAUGCUCCUCGAUUUUUCUCUCUACAAUCCGCUCAACGCCACGGACGCGUCGUGGACGUUCUUGGCUUGUAGGCCGGGUGGAGAUGACUCUAGUGCCCAGGUUACGCGACGCGCACACUCCUCAAUCGAGUAUGAGGAAGUUAAGCUACCGCUACAGCUUGCCUCCUGGGACGUUGCCACUCGAGCCACCCGGAAUGAGGAGUCUAUCUCAACCCUCGUGGAGAACAUACGCGCUUGGCUUGCUGAUUCCUCGCCGGACGACCAGUUCCAUAUCCUGGGCCGCUUUGGUGAUGUCGUCGCAGGUCUGUAUGUUGGACCGCGAUAUGAAAGGUCCGGUGCGGUAGAUGCCAUUGUGAAGGUGUUGCUGGAUGAGAGUGCAGAAAGUAGCGGUGCCUUGACCGUCGUCCAGCACUGCGGUUCUCGAGGCGAAGACACACUUGGCAUCGUUCUCUCGACGAACGGCGACCUGCACGCCAUCCAGCAGACACUUCGAGGAUGGAGAGACGGCGACUGCCCCGGUGACUACGACGAGUCGAAAUCCGUCUCCGACAUCACCAUCUCCGCCUCGCCAUCAACCCUCGCAAUAUCCAGCCUCCGCCGUCGCACGUCGCUCCUCCCCUCCCUCCUCCAGCCCCGCGCCGCAACCUGUAAAACCAUCAACGUCAUACUGGGCGACGGUUGUCCCAGCCUCGCCGAGCGCUGCGGGAUCUCCGGCGCCGACUUUGAGAAAUACAACGACAUCCCGAACCUCUGCUCCACCCUCGCCGAGGGCCAACCCGUCUGCUGCACAGAGGGGGACCUGCCCGAUUUCUCACCGGACCCAUACGAGAACGGGACGUGCUACACGCACCGCGUAAACACGGGCGAGUACUGCUCCACGCUCGCGGCGUCGCACAGUCUGACCAUUGACGAGAUCGAAUCUUUCAAUGAAGACACGUGGGGGUGGCUCGGCUGCGGCGAUCUCCAGGCGGGGCUGAAUAUCUGUCUGAGCUCGGGGACGCCGCCCUUCCCUGCGCCAAUUACAGAUGCGAUCUGUGGGCCGCAGAUGCCUGGCACAGAACAGCCGGACGAUAGCACCCCGUCCGAGUGGGCGCUGCUGAACCAGUGUCCGCUGAACGCGUGCUGUAACCUGUGGGGGUGGUGUGGGAUCAACCCGGAGUUCUGCGAGCGCAAGGAGUCUGCGACGGGGAACCCGGGCACAACACUGUGCGUUAGCAACUGCGGAAUGAGCGUCGUGAACGACGAUAUCCCGCCGGAUGAGUUUGCAAAGGUGGGCUACUUCCUCGCGAGUAAUCUGAACCGCGAGUGUCUGACGAUGAAUGCGUACUCGAUCCGCACGAACGACUACACACAUAUUCAGUAUGCGUUUGGGAAUAUCGGGGACGAUUUCUCGAUUGGGCUUAUGGAGGGUGAGGAGGAGCAGUUUGCGUACUUUAAGCGCAUGACCGCGGUCAAGAGGGUCAUUUCGUUUGGCGGCUGGGAUUUUAGUACCUUCCCAGAGACGUAUCAUAUCUUUCGGGAUGGCGUCAAGGAGGAGAAUCGCGAGACGUUUGCGCGCAAUGUUGUUGACUUUGUCAACGAGCAUGGCCUCGAUGGCGUUGACUUUGACUGGGAAUACCCCGGCGCCCCAGACCUGCCUGAUAUCCCUGUCGGCGAAAAAGAAGAAGGCGAGCGAUACCUCGAGUUCCUCAAACUCGUCCGUGAAUACCUCCCCGACGGCAAGAGCCUCUCCAUCGCCGCCCCGGCCUCCUUCUGGUACCUCAAGGCAUUCCCGAUCAGCGAAAUCGGGGCCCUAGUCGACUACAUCGUGUACAUGACCUACGACCUGCGCGGACAGUGGGACUACGAGAGCAAUGACCCGCCCCUUGGCUGCCCUGACGGCAACUGCCUGCGCUCGCACGUCAACUCAACGGAGACACAGUACGCGCUGGCGAUGAUCACCAAGGCGCUUGUACAGACGCGCAAGAUCCUCGUUGGGGUGAGCAGCUACGGGCGCACGUUUGAGAUGAGCGUGCCCGGGUGCACGGGGCCGACGUGUACGUUUACAGGCAAUGGCGCGACGCAGGGCCGGUGCACCAAGACCUCGGGGUAUCUUGCUAACGCGGAGAUUAAUGAGAUUCUCGAUCUGAAUGGAAAUGCGGUGCAUUCGUACGACUCCGAUAGUGACUCGGAUAUCCUCGUCUAUGAUAGCAAUCAGUGGGCGGCGUAUAUGACGGAUGAGACGCGCAAUCGCCGCUUGGACAAGUACAGGGGCAUGAAUAUGGGCGGGUCGGUCGAGUGGUCAAUUGACUUGCAGAAAUUCAAUCCGGGGAUUGUGCCGUCGCCGGGGAUUUUCCUCCCUCUCCCAGAGGACAUGGACAUUGAGGAGUUUUGCUCCGAGCCGGACCUUGACAAAAUCACUGAAGCGGAUGCGAGUAGCCAGCGCAACGUCUCGGCGUACUUUGACUACUUCUUCAAAGAAGUUCGCGGAGGAAGCACAUCAAACUGGGCACAGGAACUCUUCGGCGACACACAAGUCGUAACCUGCGACGUGUACCCCGCGGGCCAAUGCGACUUCCCAAUCCCCUCCACCUGCGAAGAGAUGGAAUCCCCCUCGCUGUACUGGGCCCGCUACGCCGUCGCAAACUUCUUCCAGCACAUCGUGCAAUACGGCGCCAUGUUCGAGGCCUCAACCAUAAACUCCACCCUGAACAUCGGCUCCCUCGUCUCGGAUUUCCCCAUCAAAGUCCCCGACACAACCUCCAUGGAAACCGUUUUCGGCAUCUUUGCCGGCGCCCUCGGUAUCGCAGGCCCCCUGGCGAGCGGACACGUCGGAAACCCAGCUAGCCCCGGGGCGGGCGCGGCCCUCUCGGCCUUUGGCGGGAUGUGGAGUAUUGUCGCGGCGGCUGUGAAGGAUGAAGAGCCGCCGGAUGAGAACGAUCUCGAGCGCGCGCUGCACGCGCAGCUGGCGAUUAUCUGGAAUGCUGGGUAUACGGGUGCGGGCAAGAUGCUGGUUGCGGUGUUCGGCGACGGCGAUCUCGAUGAGUUCCCGUCGGAUCUAAAGGAUGGGGACUGGGAGUUCCAGAUCUCGAACUUCUUCGAUGGCCGGUGGCUGGCCAAGUUGCGCGGCGAUGAGGUGGGGAAUAUCCAGGCGGCGCUCGGCGAGAAUAUGAUGAAGAGUCUUGCCGCGUCGACGCUUUCGCUUGCGAACUACUAUAUUGUGAAGGAUGGGUUUGAUGCGGAUGAAUGCUCGGAUCAGACGGGGGGUAAGGUUAUCGAUGGUACCUGCUACACGCUGGAGUAUCCAGGCGACGGCGACAGCGCGGCUGUUCCGAAGCGCAGCGACUUCUCCAAGCCCGUGGAGUCCGCGACGCUCAAGCUCAUCGAGGAGAAAUACAGCAUCUCGCUUGAAGACCUGUACCGCAUCUCCGAGUCGUGCCAGUCCGCGACAAAGGACUACGGCGGCGUGAUCUCCAGCGAUGUGUAUAAGCUCUUCGGCGACGAUGAGAAACCCGGUUGUUUCUACGCGCUUCCGGUGUUCUUUGCAAAUACCGAGGGGAUUUCGGACCAGGUGAGCUGGCGCACGCCGUGUUGGGCGCGGGUCUCGAAUAUGACGGCCGGCGAUGGGGAUACGCCGGUGGUGGGCGAGACGUAUCUGCCACCGAACUUGGAUAAGGUCUUUGCGGUUGACUUUUGUGUGCCUUGUUACGGGGGAUCGCCUUCGUGUAAUGCUGGUUAG